CAAACACUGAAGAAAGUGAAGAAGUUUUUAAUCAAAUUUUAAUUUAUAAAAAAAUUAAAUAAAAAUUUUGAGUGAAAGUUGAUUUUUAAUUUAUAAUUAAAAUAAAUAAUAAAAAUUCCAACUGCAAUUGGUUUUUGAAGUCAAAAAAAAAGAGAUUGUAAAAAAUACUAAGAAUUUUCAUAGUUAUUUGAUGUCUGCAGUUAAAAUUCAAAUUAAAAAUAAAAUCUUCUGUGCGGAAAUGUCAGAAGCUUAGCACUUUCUACUUUAGAAGGAAAAAUACGAAUUUGUAUAAAAUUUUAAUUAUUUGUGAAAUUAAAAAAGCAAAAAAAAAAUUUUUUUGAAAAUCGACAAUUAACGAUUUUUUCUUUAAAUCGAAAAAAUUUGCAUGGGUAAAGUUAUGAGAGUAAAACCGCCUACACCCCAGUCCACGAAUUGCCACGCCACCGUUCAAAGCUAUAAACUUGCGAAUUAUAAGCAAAACUCGAAAUUGAAAAAACUGCAAAUCUAUUUUAUGUUCAAUAAUUUGUGCAAGAGAAAAACUUUUUCAGAACAAACUUUACUGACAUUAAACUUUUUCAAGAAUUGUUCCGAGUGAAGUGCGUUGUUGUAGCACUUUUAUUAUUACAAAAACAAAGUGUAACUGCGAGUUUUGAGUUUUAAAUUGCAAAAUAACAAAAAAUUUUCGAAAAUUUCAAUAAAAAAAUAUAAACAACUGUGGAAGCACAUAAACUCGCUUUAUUCAUUCUUUUACACUUUUUAUUAAACGCCACGCAAGAAUGGUUGGUGUAGCUGCUAAGUCAGGUCAGGAUGAGCUCUCAUCGGCGAAUAAUCCAAUGAUUAAAUACAUGCUAAAAGCACGUGAAAAUCAUGCACGCGAGCAAAAGCAUGACUACUCUCACGUGUUUCGGAAGAAGACGCGUUGGGAGCUGUUCCGCUUGUCGUCCAUUGCGAUGGCAAUUGAAUUUGCAUAUGCGGCUGAAACUUCGUUUGUAUCACCGAUCCUGCUGCAAAUCGGUAUUGAUCACAAGCAUAUGACAAUGGCUUGGGGUUUAUCCCCACUUAUCGGUUUCUUUGCAUCUCCACUUCUGGGUUCAAUAAGUGAUCGUUGCAAGUUAAACUGGGGUAGACGUAGACCUAUAAUAACUUUGCUAUCAUUGGGCAUAUUCAUUGGUUUAAUACUUGUGCCAUAUGGUCAAGACUUGGGAGCACUGUUAGGUGAUACGGGAUAUAAUUAUACAACGAAUAUACUAAACUUAAAUUACACCUCUGAUGCGGGUAGUGUUGCAGCUUUGAUUGCAGAUACCGAGCCACCGAGUGCAGGAAAUUUUAAAUAUGCUGCUAUACUAACUAUUAUUGGAAUGGUUUUACUAGAUUUUGACGCGGACACAUGCCAGACUCCAGCACGUACUUAUUUGCUGGAUAUGUGCACUCCAGAGGAUCAACCACGUGCUCUGACUGCGUUUUCUUUACUUGCUGGUAUUGGUGGAACCAUUGGCUAUGGUAUUGGUGGCAUUGAUUGGGAAAGAACAACAAUUGGUGCCGCUCUAGGUGGCAACAUUCCCACAGUAUUUGGAUUGGUUACCAUUAUAUUUGUUAUUUGCUAUUUAAUCACAAUAACUACAUUUCGAGAAAUUCCAUUGAAGCUCAUUGAAAAAGAUGAUAUGUUAAGACCCUUAUCAGCGGAGGAUAUUAAAAAGGAAUUAAAUAAAAACAAUAAUACAGUUUACUACAUUAAAGAGACGACAUCAUUGGAAUUACAAAUUGCUGAACCAAGAAAAAGUUCUGUUACACCUAUUGAAAGUUAUCAAAAUGGUAGUACACCGAGUUCAACAGCUGCAAGCCAAACUACAAAAGCAAUAGAAUUGGAUGAAUCAGUAGAUAAACCAGUUACAUUGGGACAGUACUUGAAAAGUAUAUUUGUAAUGCCGUAUUCUAUGCGAAUCUUGGCACUUACCAAUUUGUUUUGCUGGAUGGGCCAUGUUGCUUAUUGUUUGUACUUCACUGACUUCGUUGGGGAAGCGGUAUUUCACGGUGAUCCUUCAGCACCACCAAAUUCCGAAGCAGCUGAUCUGUAUGACGCUGGUGUGCGUUUUGGUUGUUGGGGCAUGUCCAUUUAUGCAUUUUCCUGUUCGGUUUAUUCUUUAAGCGUAACUAAAUUGAUGCAAAUAUUUGGACCAAAAUUAGUUUACAUUACUGGCAUUUUAUACUACGGAGUUGGCAUGUUGGUACUUGGAAUCUGGCCUACAAAAUGGGGUGCAUUAUUCUUCAGUACGUCGGCUGGCAUUCUGUAUGGUACACUGUUUACUAUGCCUUACAUUUUGGUAGCACAUUAUCAUGCCAAAAACUGCUUCCGUAUUCGAAAUGGUGAAACAGUGCCAUUGAAACAAACUCGAGGCCUUGGCACUGAUAUUGCGAUAAUAAGCAGCAUGGUGUUCGUAGCACAAAUAAUUGUCUCCCUCUCGAUGGGGCCUCUAGUGGAUUGGCUGCAAACGACAUGUGCCAUUUUGUAUGCGUCAUCAUUUUUUGCAUUUAUUGCUGCAAUUUGUUCAUUAUUUGUUUUGUAUGUUUGAGUCAAAA
Molecule: messenger RNA, 2577 nt
Organism: Teleopsis dalmanni
Lineage: Eukaryota; Metazoa; Arthropoda; Insecta; Diptera; Diopsidae
Gene: Slc45-1
Product: proton-associated sugar transporter A
Exons: 7
Coding region: 777-2570 (597 amino acids)
Biological process (GO): transmembrane transport
Cellular component (GO): membrane
Molecular function (GO): sucrose:proton symporter activity
Source: RefSeq, a predicted model, not a curated record